CUAGUAACGCUUUUAUUCUGGAAAAUCCAAACCGGAAACAGUGACGUUAUCCACGCUGCAAACUAAGCGCGAGGGAAAUUCAGUUGGACGAAAAUUAGUGUAGCAGAAAAGUACUUAAAUUGUGUCAUUUUUAUUUUGUGGCGCGUUAAAAUAUAAGUUUGUGGAAAGAUAAAUCGAAUGACGCUUUUGUCUGCGCUAAAAAAUUGUUAAUAUCAGUAUAUAGUUAGGCGCGUGUUAUUGUUUUGUUCUGCGGUUCACGGUGCGGAGGCUAACGCUAGCCGACUAGUGCUAUGUUGUUUACAUGACGAAAAGUUUAAAAAUAGAAGCUUCCACGUUUUAACAGAAGCAGAAUAAAAGGGAAAACAUAUUUAUUAAUUUACUGACAAGUUAAAGAGACCGGAGAAAGUAUUGUAGUGCGGUUCACAGCCGUCGAGGAUGUCAGUUGGUCGAAGAAGUCAUGACGGAAACACCAACGUUUCAGGCAGCGACACUGACGACGAAACUAAGCUUCAUCUCACUCAGUUUUAUCCUUACAUCCGCUGUACUGUUUGCUGCGGCUUCUUCAUCGAUGCCACCACAAUCACAGAGUGCCUGCACACAUUUUGCAAAAGCUGCAUCGUGAAGCACUUCUUCUCCAGCAACAGAUGUCCGACAUGCAGCAUCGUUGUGCACGAGACGCAGCCUCUUUACAACAUCAGGCCAGACAGACAACUUCAGGACAUUGUAUAUAAAAUGGUUCCUUUCCUGGAAGAACUUGAAAGAGAAAAAAUGUGCAAUUUCUACAAAGAGAGGGGGCUCGCCGUGCCAAAACCAGUGGCUGUUUCACCUCAAGGUCCCAUUGUGCUGAAGAAAAGGAAAGAUGGCUUUCCCAGAGCUGUGUUCACCAUCCCCCCUGAGCUGAAUAUUUAUCUGCUCUUGGAGUUUGUUGGGGCUGAAAAUGGGAUCUCUGACUUUAAGCCUCUAGAAAGGCCGUACAUCUGCGUGUCGGGUGAAGCCACCAUCCGACACGUGGAGCUGUUCAUCCGGAGGAAGAUGGAGCUCAGCCCCAAGUGUCAGGUGGAUCUGGUUUGUGGAGAUCACCUCCUAGAUCAUCACCAGUCACUCAAAGACAUUAAGAAGUUUGUGGGUAAUGAAGCACUACAGGACGGUCUACUGGUGCUUCACUUCGGUUUGGUCCUCCCCUGCCAGACCUGAGCAGGAAACUCGACCCAGAUCUUCACAGUUUCACCGGGUCAACGGUUCAGAUUCACUGCUUUUCUGAAUCCACUGAGGACGAUUAACAACCUGCAGCGUCAAGCUCGAGUAUUUUUCCUUUUUUCUUGGACUUUGGUUGAAUCUUGGAGACGCUGUUCCAACAGAUCGGACCUCCAAACCGGUUCUGGAUCAAAUAAAGCAGUCAAGUCGAACUCACGCAUCCAUCUGCGUUUACCAAUAUUUAACCAAUAUUUGAGAAGGGUAUGUACAUUUUUGAAUCUGUAUGUUUGAUUUCGACUUGGUGUGAGUAAGAGAAAACUUUUUUCUUUAA
Molecule: messenger RNA, 1525 nt
Organism: Gambusia affinis (western mosquitofish)
Lineage: Eukaryota; Metazoa; Chordata; Actinopteri; Cyprinodontiformes; Poeciliidae
Gene: pcgf6
Product: polycomb group ring finger 6
Exons: 10
Coding region: 436-1194 (252 amino acids)
Biological process (GO): regulation of transcription by RNA polymerase II
Cellular component (GO): PRC1 complex
Source: RefSeq, a predicted model, not a curated record